UCCGAGUUCGCGUGCCUUAAAAGCCUUUGCCUCCUUUUACCCAUUUCUCAAACUCCAGUCUCUCACUUCUUUUUCUCUCAAGCUCUUUCUUUCUUUCUAUUUUGCUUGCACUCGCCGGAGAUCUGAAAACUUGAGAAUCAGAUCUUGGACUGCAAGUUACACAGAGAUGUCAUCACCUGCGACGUCGUAUUGGUGUUACAGAUGCACGCGCUUCGUUCACAUGUGGACGGAGAAUAAUCUCAUCUGCCCCUACUGCGACGGUGGGUUCAUCGAGGAGAUCGAGACCGCACCUUCCUCGGAAAAUCCCAACCGUCGAUUCGCUACCUCCGCCAUGUACUUAUUCGGAUCCAACGGUCAAGAUUCCGACAGAGCCCCUAGUCCAGUCUCCCGUCGGAGCCGCCGAAGAUCCGGCAACCGGUCGCCGUUCAACCCGGUCAUAGUUCUCCGCGGAGGCGCAGCCGAAACCGCCGGCGAAGGCGACGGAGAGAGGCACAGCUUCGAGUUGUACUACGACGACGGAGCCGGUUCGGGGCUCCGGCCGCUUCCUCCCACCAUGUCGGAGUUCCUGAUGGGCUCGGGAUUCGACCGGUUGCUGGAGCAGCUGGCCCAGAUUGAAGUAACCGGGUUGGGGCGGCCCGAGAACCCACCAGCAUCGAAAGCCGCGAUAGAGUCUCUGCCGACGAUCGAAAUCGGCGGCUGUCACGUUAGAUCGGAGUCCCACUGCGCAGUCUGUAAGGAAGCGUUCGAACUAGGAUCGGAGGCUCGCGAAAUGCCGUGCAAGCACAUAUACCACUCGGACUGUAUCCUUCCCUGGCUGUCGCUCCGAAACUCGUGCCCGGUAUGCCGGCACGAGUUGCCUAGCGAGCGAAACGAGGCCGAGAUUUCGGAGGACGAGGCCGUGGGGCUGACCAUAUGGAGGCUACCGGGAGGUGGGUUCGCGGUGGGGAGGUUUUCCGGGGGCAGAAGAGCGGCGGCGGAGAGAGAGCUACCGGUCGUUUACACCGAAAUGGAUGGUGGGUUCGGGGCGGGUGGGGCUCCGAGACGGGUUUCCUGGACUUCGAGGAGUAGAGGGAGGGAGAGUGGUGGGUUUCGGAGGGCUUUUCGUAGUAUGUUUUCGUUCUUGAGGUUUGGGUCGAAUUCUUCUGGGUCUGAAUCUGGGUCUAUGAGCAGAAGUCAGAGCAAUUCGGGUUCUGUGUUGGGUAGGCAGGCGCGGAGACGGAGCAGAGCUUGGGUUUUGGAAGAUCAGAGUGGGAAUGGAAGGUGGUGAUACUUUGUUCUUGGGUACAAAUUGAUGACAAUUCCUUUCGGUUUCUUCGAUAUAUUUGUUAAAUGGGAACUAUAUGUAGAAGUCAGAAGUCGUUUUUGCUGUAAAUAGCAUUGAAUUUGGCAAGAUUUUCGAUUUGGUUCUUUACCGAUGGUAGCUGCCUUUCAAGGUAAAAAGAACAAAGUUUUCCAUGAAAUGGAGGCUGAGCAGACUUAUUAUAAGCACAAUGUCAGUUUUGCUGGCCUGAAAAUACAAGGUAUAUUUGCUAGUUACCAGCUUGAAGGCCAUAGAUGGAAGCAAUUCUUUAUUUCUUUGUUCUAAUUUGUUGUAGACUUUAGCUUCAGUUUUUAUGUAAAAUUCUUUAUUAGACUGC
This is a messenger RNA of Alnus glutinosa, 1637 nucleotides long. RefSeq names its product E3 ubiquitin-protein ligase RDUF1-like. Gene Ontology annotation, molecular function: ubiquitin protein ligase activity. Lineage: Eukaryota; Viridiplantae; Streptophyta; Magnoliopsida; Fagales; Betulaceae. The transcript has a single exon. Gene Ontology annotation, cellular component: cytoplasm. The record is from RefSeq and is a predicted model, not a curated record. Bases 167 to 1267 code for a protein of 366 amino acids. Gene Ontology annotation, biological process: protein ubiquitination.